GUGUCUUAAAAACUAGAAAAAAAAUUUAAACAGCUAGAAAUUCAUUACUCAUGGAAUUACCGAAACAUGUUUCCUCACGAAAGCUCCGGUUUCAAGAUCCGUAAACGAAUUUUAAGCUCCGACUCCGGAUCGGUAGGGCUAGAGCUUGCCGAAGACGUGGAGAGCAGUGAUGAAACCGAUGAAGCAGACAUUCAUAACGAGGACGACGGUGGGGCUGAUCUUGAGGCCAGGGGCGUCGUCGGUUUAGAAAAAACCUCCGCUGAGGGGCACUGGAGCCUCCGGAGGAAGAGCCUCCCAGGAGCCUCCGCCGCAUGCCAGCGGUGGGAAGGGCUGAUCCGCAUGCAGCCAAGCCAAUGGGGCGCGGACGAGAGUUGGCGGAUGUGGAUGAUUGGGAUUGAGAGGAGCCGCGAGGCACUGGUGAAGUUGGUGCACUGUGGAGAGUUGGACAACAGUUGA
Molecule: messenger RNA, 456 nt
Organism: Ilex paraguariensis (yerba mate)
Lineage: Eukaryota; Viridiplantae; Streptophyta; Magnoliopsida; Aquifoliales; Aquifoliaceae
Source: the annotation of a GenBank genome assembly